Messenger RNA from Castor canadensis (American beaver), 2451 nucleotides. RefSeq names its product histone deacetylase 10 (gene Hdac10). Gene Ontology annotation, molecular function: deacetylase activity. Gene Ontology annotation, biological process: epigenetic regulation of gene expression. Lineage: Eukaryota; Metazoa; Chordata; Mammalia; Rodentia; Castoridae. The record is from RefSeq and is a predicted model, not a curated record.
ACCAGGUCCAGGAUGGAGGAAGCCGGAAGUCAGGCUCUGGGAGUCACGGCGGGGACCUGGCUGUGGUGCUAGUGGCGAACCCGGUGUGUUCUUGCCCAGGGCAGUACCCGCCGCUGGGCUCUGGCCCGGGCAUUGGACCUGUUCCUGGGACGGGCAGUGCAAUCACUUGCCAGCGGAGGGCCAGGGUGGCUCAAAGUGUGAUCACAGUCUAGCCAUGGGAACCGCACUUGUGUACCACGAAGACAUGACGGCCACCCGGCUGCUCUGGGAGGACUCUGAGUGUGAGAUCGAGUGUCCUGAGCGCCUGACUGCAGCCCUGGCCCUUCUCCAGCAGUGGGGCCUGGAGAAGAGGUGCCUGCGCUUGUCAGCCCGGGAGGCCUCUGAGGCAGAGCUGGGCCUGGUGCACAGCCCUGAGUAUGUAGCCCUGGUGCAGAGGACCCAGGACAUGGACAAGGGGGAACUCCAGGCACUGUCUGGGCAGUAUGAUGCCGUGUACUUUCACCCGAACACCUUUCACUGUGCCCGGCUAGCUGUGGGUGCUGUGCUGCAGCUGGUGGAUGCUGUGCUGACAGGAGCUAUACACAACGGCCUCGCCCUAGUGAGGCCUCCUGGGCACCACAGCCAGAGGGCAGCUGCCAGUGGGUUCUGUGUGUUCAACAGUGUGGCUAUAGCAGCUGAAUACGCCAAGCAGAAACAUGGGCUGCACAGGAUCCUCAUCGUGGACUGGGAUAUCCACCAUGGCCAGGGCAUCCAGUAUAUCUUCGAGGAUGACCCCAGUGUCCUUUACUUCUCUUGGCACCGCUAUGAGCAUGGGCGCUUCUGGCCCUUCCUGCGAGAGUCAGAUGCAGAUGCAGUCGGGCAGGGGCUGGGCCGAGGCUUCACUGUCAAUUUGCCCUGGAACCAGGUCGGGAUGGGAAACGCUGACUACCUGGCCGCCUUCCUGAAUGUAUUGUUACCACUGGCCUUUGAGUUUGACCCGGAGCUGGUGCUGGUCUCAGCAGGAUUUGAUUCAGCCAUUGGGGAUCCAGAGGGGCAGAUGCAGGCCACACCUGAGUGCUUCGCCCAUCUCACCCAGCUGCUGAGUGUGCUGGCUGGUGGCCGGGUCUGUGCUGUGCUGGAGGGCGGAUACCACCUGGAGUCCCUGGCACAGUCAGUGUGCAUGACAGUGCAGGCACUGCUAGGGGACCCUGCACCCCCGCUGCCAGGGCUCCUGAUGCCAUGUGAGAGUGCCCUGGAGUCCAUCCAGAGUGUCCGGGCAGCCCAGGCCCCUCACUGGACAUGUCUUCAGCAAGAUGUACCCCCCACGCUGAAUCCCAGCACCUGCUCCCCAGAGGGGAGGUCCCUGCCUCUGCUGCCUGGAGGUCCCACACAUGAUGCAGCUGUGCUAAGCCCUCUCCUGGACGAGAAAGACUGGUCCACACCUCCUGUACGCACGGCUGUUGUCCUGACGGUGCCAGGUGCUGCCCUGGCCCUGCCCUCUGAUGUGCUCCAUCAAGAGGAAUCAGCCUUGAGGGAGGAGACAGAAGCCUUGGCCAGGCCACAUGAGUCUCUGACCCAGGACAAGGCCCUUGCUACACUUGGGAAGCUCCUGUCUCUCUUAGAUGGAAUCCUGGAUGGGCAGGUGAGCAGCGGCAUUGCAGCCACCCCAGUGCUUGCUGCAGUGGACAUCUUGGAUGUGGCUAUUCGGCGAGGCCUGUCCCGUAGAGCUCAGAGACUGCUCUGUGUGGCCCUGGGACAGCUGGAUCGGCCCCUGGAUCUUGCUGAUGAUGGGAGAAUUCUGUGGCUGAACAUUGGGGGCAAGGAGGCAACUGCCUGGUCUACAUUCCAUGUCUCCAUGCCAUUGCCAAGGACGACAGGGGGGUUCCUGAGCUGUAUCUUGGGCCUGGUACUGCCUCUGGCCUAUGGCUUCCAACCUGAUCUGGUGCUGGUGGCGCUGGGGCCUGCCCAUGGUCUACAGGACCCCUAUGCUGCUCUCCUGGCUGCAGUGCUUCGGGGACCAGCAGGGGGCCGAGUCUUGGCUCUUGUGGAGGAGGAAUCCACAUCGCAGCUUGUAGCCUUGGCCCAGGUGCUGCAUGGAGAGGCACCUCCCAGCCUGGGUCCCUUCUUGAUGGCCUCUCCGGAGGACAGUCAGUCUCUGAAGUACCUGAGAGCACAGCUGCAGCCACAGUGGAAGUUGCUGCAGGUGGCCGGUGAGGCCCGUGGGGAGGUGUGACCCUGCUUGAUGAGCUCUUUGGAGAGGCAGCUACACGGCACCAACCAAUAGUGCGCCUCUUCCCAGUCCCUCCUCCAGAGCUGUGCUCUCUGGUGGCUUGAGAUCGGCUAAGGUGGGCGACUCACACCUGGAAAUGAGCAGGCACAGGCCCUCCAAGGGCACAGUAGCCUGAGGCCUCCUCGCAGGCGCCUUGUCUGCACUGCCGCCCCAUCCGUGCUCCCUCACUCUCAAUCAGUAAA